This is a messenger RNA of Astrephomene gubernaculifera, 1387 nucleotides long. Lineage: Eukaryota; Viridiplantae; Chlorophyta; Chlorophyceae; Chlamydomonadales; Astrephomenaceae. The record is from the annotation of a GenBank genome assembly.
UACAGAACACGUUGAAGUUAGGUUUUGGUGAAGGCUGCUGAAAGAUUUGCGUCACUUAAGCCAAAAGCCAAGUAUAGGGGCUCGGGCAGGGUGAGGAGCUAGCUUUGCAAGAUGGCGAACGUGAAAAGUCUGAGCGAUCUGAACAAUGAUGAUGAAGAUAAGGGAAAGUUUAAUGACUACUAUGCUGGAGGAGAGAAGAGCGGCCAGCUCCUGCGCGGCGCCCCUGAGGACGAGGAGGAGGAGGAUGAGGAGGACGACGACCAAGUCGGUGCUCUCUUUAAUCGCGCGCGGCAAUCGGGAGCAACUGCCGGCACAUCUGCGGACCUGCCAGGACAGCAGAAAGCCUUCCAAGGCCAGGGCCGUACGCUAGGUGGCGGACCAGUGCCGACGCGCCCCCCUGCUGACGAGGGUCCCCGCAACCACGUAAUUACGUUCUACAACAACAGCAUAUUCACGGUGGACAACGGCCCGCCUCGUCGCGUGGAUGACCCAGCAAACCAGAGCUUCAUCGAGAGCAUUGUCAAGGGCGAGUGUCCGGAGGAGCUGGACCCCGGCAAGCCAGGAGCGCCGGUGACGGUUAACAUGAUGCGCAAGGACGAGCCGUACCUGGAGACCAAGCAGUACUUCACCGGCACGGGCCGCACGCUGGGCGCCGCCUCUGCGGGCGCCUCCACCAGCGCAGCAGCAGCAGCCUCGCGGCCUGCGGACACAGCACCGCCCGGGGAGUGGCAGGGCGUGGACGAGUCCAAACCCACCACCUCCCUACAGCUACGCCUGCCGGACGGGUCACGCAUGGUGGCGCGCUUCAACCACACCCACACCGUGCGUGACAUCCGCCGGUUUGUGCGUGCAUCACGGCCGGAUAUUACGGCUCCAUACCAGCUGAUGACUGCCUUCCCAAACAAGGUAGUCGAGGGCGAGGACCAGACGCUGGAGGCGGCGGGCCUGCUGAACGCAGUCAUCAUCCUUAAGCAUUAGCGGCAGGAAGCACUAGCAUGGUAGUGGUAGGCGAUGGUCUAGCGCGGCGUGCACGGUUACAACGGCUGCAGGGAUGCCGAGGGAUUGCCGUGGUUCGUAACGGAUGAGUUCACCGGCGCUGGCUUUUGGUUACAGGCUAGUUGUAGGUGUUAGGUUACGCACCAGGGAGAGGACUUUUCCUGCUUUAACAGCCGCAUCCCUGCCAGCUGGGGUUGUAGGGUUCAGGUUGGUUGCACUAUGAUUCUGGAAGCAAACAAAUUGAUGGAGUAGGUGCAAAGCGAGGCCCUUACUGCUUCCAUGUGGGAACUGAGUUGGCCUCACGUGCAAACUUGCCACGCGUCAGCCGUCCGACUUUGGCCAUUGAAAAAACAUGCGUAACGGACGCAGACGGUUCAUAGUAUAGAGUAUA